GAAAUUGGACUGGCAUCUCUGGGAGCUCCGGAUGAUUUCAUCGAGAAACUCGCUACGGUUUAUUGGUUUACGGUGGAGUUUGGACUAUGUAAGGAAGGCGAUUCACUCAAGGCAUACGGUGCAGGGCUGCUUUCUUCAUUUGGGGAGCUGCAGUAUUGUUUAUCAAGUAAGCCUGAGAUUCAGCCUCUUGUCCUGGAGAAGACUUCUGUGCAGAAGUACCCUGUUACUGAGUUCCAGCCUGUCUACUAUGUUGCAGAAAGUUUUAAAGAUGCAAAAGAAAAGCUAAGGAAAUUUGCUCAAACAAUCCCUCGUCCUUUCUCUGUUCGGUACAAUCCCUACACCCAGAGGAUUGAAGUCUUGGACAAUGCAAAGCAGCUGAAGAACUUAGCUGACACUAUCAAUAGUGAGAUGGGGAUCCUUUGUAAUGCCCUCCAAAAGUUAAAGUGAAGAUUCUCUGUAACUUGCUCAUCACUGGCUACUGACUAGAAGCUGCCUUGUGCAAAUGCCAGUCUUCAUCUAGCCUCAGUCUAUUAUCUUCCUGUGUACCACAUGAAUGCUUAUGUUAUGUAUCUUAAUUACUAUAGAUUAGUAGAGA
This is a messenger RNA of Leptosomus discolor (cuckoo roller), 595 nucleotides long. NCBI's taxonomy places the organism in Eukaryota, Metazoa, Chordata, Aves, Leptosomiformes, Leptosomidae. The record is from RefSeq and is a predicted model, not a curated record.